Uncinocarpus reesii 1704 is the source of this 1296-nucleotide messenger RNA. RefSeq lists its product as uncharacterized. Lineage: Eukaryota; Fungi; Ascomycota; Eurotiomycetes; Onygenales; Onygenaceae. The transcript has a single exon. The record is from RefSeq and is a predicted model, not a curated record. The coding region runs from base 1 to 1296 and encodes 431 amino acids.
AUGAAGUUCAAAAAGUUUCAAAAUAGGCACGCGGCCUCCAUCACCCGCCUUUCUCGAAACGACCUGACGAUCCUGAGCAGCGUGCUUUACCUGCCUUUGCAAGCCUCGAGCCUGGAAGAAGCACGCCUCUACAUCUCGCUCAUGAGCGCCACGCUGCCACGGUAUCUUUGGCGCUCAAAAUUCUGCAGCUUCCUGUGUAAACCGCUACGCCUCCUCCCAACCCCGGGCAAAUCAUGUCGGUUGCACAGACGGCUGAACCACCACCUCAUCGGCUCCAUUCUGCACCUGGUCCAGGUCGAGGUUGGCCCACGGCUAGACCGACUGUCCAUGCACCGCGCACAUUUGACGGUGAAGCAAAGGGUGAUGCUCGAUUCUCUCCGCGAGAUCAACGGCAUGUGGAUGAGGCCGGCGCAGUUUGAAAAGUCGUUUGGCCUUCCACGAAGCACGGCCUGGAGUUUCCAGGGAGAUGGGUGUGAGGCGUGCAUGCUCGCCCGGAUCCUGCAGAAUGCGACGUCGAUCAUGAACUUGCGCACGGUAUUGUUGAGCCGGACACGAACUAGGGGACGCCCAGGGACGCCACCACAAUUGAUACAAUGGGUGGAUGUCGGCAUGGAUUGCCAUCCGGAAAAGCGACUGGAUAUCUUCGUUGAAAGUGCUGAUUCUGCCGCAAAGUUGAAGGAGGUGAGGAAGGAGAUCAACAAAGGUCGGCGGAGCAGACCACGUUUCAUCGUCGACAUAGGACCGAAGACACAGAUUCCAACAGAGCACAGAGUCAGAGUUGAAACAGAGACAAAGGCAAAGCAGGACGGUUCCCCCAAACUGCUUCCCCCCCGGCCGCCAUCAAGCGUAUACAGCGACCCGCCUCUUGCCGAGACCGAUAGCACUGGCCUGGGAAUCGAGAUCAUCCGUUUGUAUCGAAGCGACUCCCAAAUCGAUAACAUGUUGUCUCGAGGUGAGCGCGAGCCGUUACAGCCAGUCUGCCGGUUGGAAACGGAAAGGCUCGAGCAGGAGGGCUCCCCCUCGGCCAUUGAAAGCGGCACGUCCGGGGAAGCAGGGCCAAACGAUCCCUACUUGAAUCGAACUCUUCCGAUCGACGUUUUCGCGUCAUCGUCGAAUAACAUGACACGCUCCGAUACACCGAAGACCAGUACCGACUGGGCCGAUGAAUAUCAAUUGAUCCUUAACUCCGACCCGCGAGUUGACAUCGCCUCCCAGGGAUCGUGGGAAGAUGUUCCUGUCGGUGAGCGAGAACAAGGAGUUGAGAAAAUGGAAUAUGGUGCUCCCAAUUUCCUAUAG